This is a messenger RNA of Daphnia magna, 6349 nucleotides long. RefSeq names its product tudor domain-containing 6. Lineage: Eukaryota; Metazoa; Arthropoda; Branchiopoda; Diplostraca; Daphniidae. The record is from RefSeq and is a predicted model, not a curated record.
AUGGCAACGUAGCUUAAAUCGUCUGAACCGAACUGAUCUCUGCCAUUGAAAACGUUUUGCUUCUCAUUCGUUUAAUUUUAUCUCACAUCUGCUCGUUCACGUCCCGUCAUCUUUAAAUUAUUCUUUUGCUGAAAUCUUAUUGGAUUGUUUUCAUUACCACUGAGUUUCUUUUCUCUUAACAAAAUGACGUCGAAUUAUUUCAACGUCUACGUGACGCACGUGGUUGAGGUCAUCGACUGCCAAGAGAAACCCAACUACUGCAAUUUGAUCUUCUGGGGUCAGAAAGAUCGCAUCCUAGCAACUAAAAUGGAAGAACAGAUUAUUGCAUGCAAGUUUGAUUCCUACCCUCGGCCUAUGAUGAGUGACCUUAGGAAAGAUAAGGUUUUCUGUGCGCUAGUGAACAAUGGUUGGUUGAGAGCAACGAUCAGUGAUUACACUGUAGAUAGAAAUGGGGAACUUGAAGUUUUCUGCAUUGAUUAUGGCUACACUGUUAUGGUUCCAAUGGCUUGCAUUAAAGCUGUCCCCCCAACUUCAACCUACAUCAGCAGCUGCCAUCCUUUGGCCACAAAAUUUCUUUUAGCUGAUGUAGUGAUUCAAAAGGGACCACGAGGAAAGGAACCCGUACUUCAAUACUUGAAAAGAAAUGUGGAAAACAAGAAUGUCAAAGCAGUGGCAUUGGGUAUCCACAAUGACUUCGAAGGAGUAAGAGUCUAUUUAAAUGAUCAGCUUUUGGCAAAACUGUUGGUGGAAAAAUACCUGGGAACCUCAGCCACAACAUAUUUUGAUGCUCUCAAAGAACCAGUUCCCAUUCAACGCUAUUUCUCUGUAGCUUCCCUCUCACCUCCUUCAAUGGUGAAGAAUACGCGGAUCCCUAGCUUGGGACAUGCGGAAAAGCCAAUCAGUAACGCGUUGCCAACUGCUUCAUCUCAAAACAAGCCCAAUCCAGUAAAAUCCUUCACGGCUUCGUGUCUGGAAGUGAAUGUGGCCCAUUCGGUCGUGGUGACCUUCGUGCAGAAUGGACCUCAGAAGUUUGUCGUUCAGUGCAACUCUCCAGAAGCAGUUCGAAAACUGAACGAUAUUUCGCGGCAAUUAUCCAGUUACGCUGCACUCAAUUCCAAAACACUAACCAAGCCUGAACGUGGUGACGCUUGUAUUGCCAUCUCCUGUCGAGAUAAAUUGUUCCAUCGUGGCGUUGUUACACAGGUAGAAGAUAUCAAGUUCGCUCAAGUGUACUUUGUCGACUAUGGCUAUACGGAAUUAGUUGACCUUCGUUCAAUGUUCGAAAUUCCAUCUGAGUUGGUCGCCGUUAACCUUCUAGCUUUCCGCGUUACGCUCGAAGAAUCCGCUGCCUUGAUGACGCACGACGGAAUUUCAGAAGCCUUCACACGACUGGUUUUAUAUCGAAACUUUAAAUGUCACGUGUCAGGAGAAACAAUACCACAAUCAGUAAUUCUUGUGGACGAGGCCGGACGCAGCGUCAAGGAUUUAGUCCUAUCGGCCUUGGUAGAAUCUCAGAAAGCCUUGAAUGUAUCCGAACUACUCAAAACAACAUCACUGUCACCCAUCCUUCCUGGGGCAAACAUUAAAAUUGCUGCAGUGGAAGUCGGGGACGAAGAAAACCUUUUCGUUACAUACGCCGGCCCUCCUGGACAGUUUUUCGGCCAGUUUGAAAGACGAUCUGUAAGUGAGCUGGAAGCUUUGAAAAACGAACUUCGGUCUGCCUAUUCCAGCUGUGGCAUUCCGGGUGAGAUUCUUCAAGUUCCCUUGCUAUAUUCUGACCUCAAAAGCCACGUUGGAGACUAUGCCGUAAUUAGAUGGACAGCCGACAAACUUCUUUAUCGAGUUAAAAUUAUUAACGAAUAUGGCAAUGAUGUGUCCGUCUCCUUUGUAGACUACGGGAACAAUAUAAAAAUUUCCCGCCAAGAAAUAUGGGCUCCAGUGAAAAGCCUCAAGUUGUUUUCCAUACAACCUUUUGGCAUUUAUUGCUUCGUUUCCGGAAUUAAAGUACCGGAAAACGAAUGGGCUCUCCAAGUCAGUGACAAGUCAGUCCGCGUGAAGAUCGGCCAGCCCAUUAAUGGAGUUUAUCCUGCUACAUUCGACAAUCCUAUCACAAAUGACAUUAAUCGGCCGUUGAGUGCAUGCUCCAAUCUAUCACCUGUAGCAAAUGAAUGGCGCCCUUCAGUUGAUGGCGUCAAACCAGUGACGAAUCGUAAACUCGAAUUUGAUGCUCCCCAAGAAUCAGGAUUUGUUCGAAAUGCAAUGCCCAAUAUUGCAUUCGAUCAGGCUGCGAUUCUCAAUGACAACGAGCUGGAUGAUUCGUGGGCUCCGCCUAAGGCUGGUGGAAAGGUACCAAAUAGACCAAAGACGCGGAGCAUUUCUUCGGUGAGCUCAAAUGCUAGCCAAGGUCAAGUAGAGCAAAUGGAUUGGGAAAGCACUGAACCCAAACAAUUUCCCAGCCAGCCGAUGCCCAAAUCUCAGCCUGUUGAAGUUUCUAAGCGAGCAAUGCCAAUUUCCCUUCCUAUUCCGCUCAUCUAUCCAAACCAAAAAGGAUUGGAAGGUACAACCACGAGCGUCGAAAUUGUAUUUGUCAACAAUCCCAACAGCUUUUAUUGCCAUCUAGCUGAUACGGGCCCACUUCUUGAAGACUUGAUGGACAAAUUGGCAAGAGCCUACACAGAUACCUCAAAAGAAUCUAUUAAAAGCGUGAGUGUGGGCGUAGCCUGCGUCGCCCAAUAUACCGAUGAUGGUGGCUGGUACCGUGGCCAAGUUUUAAACGUGGAAGGAAGCGAAGUCGAAGUGCUAUUUGUAGACUAUGGCAAUAAACAACGAACUCCUACGAGUUUAAUAAAGGAUAUUCAGGAAGAAUUCGUAAAACUGCAGCCACAGGCUUAUCAUUGUUCUUUGGCGGGCGUUCAAGAUUCGACGCGUUCCUGGACUUCCGAAGAUAAGGCCCGUUUCGAACAAGUUGGGAUGGGCAAACGUGUCACUGCUAUAUUUUCUGACCGACGUGAAAAUGCUAAAUACCCGGUUCGUUUAACGUUGGAGAUGGAGACAGACCAGACUGGUGCCUCUCCUGUCGUAAUCAAUGACCUUUUUGCUCCUACUCGCAAAACUCUGCCGGUGCCUGAUGUUGCCAACUACCCAGCCCUGCCAACUUCUUUCGAUUCAACCGAAGUCAACCUUGCUUGGUUUCAUAAUAUUGGCAAAUUCUUCCUCAGUCCUGUCAAUCUUGCUCCAUAUCAGAAAGAAUUAGACCAGUUGGGAGAGUACUACACCGCUUUAUCUAGUAGUGAAUUGGUGGAAGAUUCACCAAGCGUCGGCUUACCCUGUGUGGUGCGGUUCAAGGAUGAUGACCGUUUUUACCGUUCUCAAAUUUUGUCGAUUCAUGGGAACUUCGCACAAGUGCUCUUCGUGGAUUAUGGCAACGAACAGGAGACUCCUCUGAAGGAGCUGAAACGCAUCCACCCUCGCUUCAUGAAAUGCCCUCAACUGACUUGGCAAUGCAGGUUGAAAAAUGUCAUAAUGCCUGAUUCCGAAAUCUAUUACUCCCAAGAUUUGAGGAUGCACAUCAACGCAUGCUUUCCACAUGGGCAAAUUCUUGGAGCUCGAUUUUAUCCACCUACAGACGGCAUUUACAAUGUUGAUUUGAAUGUGCCGGAAAUUGGAGACGUCGCUCAGUACCUUGUGAAAAACAAGAUUCUCUGUUUUCACAACACCUGUUCUGGAAAGGAAGUGAAAGUGCCGCCACAGAAUCUCGACUUCGCUCCAGAUAAAAUUAUCUCCACGGGUGCCUUCGUGUCUUUCGCCAAAACACCACUGGAGUUCUGGGUCCAGUUAGAACCAGACGCGGUCGAUGUUCUAAUGGAGCAGUCGGAUACAAUUGUCACUCAACCAGAGUUCCUUAACGACAAAACGAACUUUGUUCCAGUUGCAGGGGCGUUCUGUCUGGCUUUCUUUUCCGAUGAUAGACGUUGGUACCGAGCCGUUGUAGAAACGCUUGAGCAAAAUCGUGUCAUUGUCAAUUACAUCGACUACGGAAACUCCUCUACUGUAGCCCUGGAUCAUCUUCGAGCCCUUCCAGUCUCACUUGCGGAUAAACCUGCCAUGGUUUUCAAAUGCUGUCUGGAUGGAAUAGAAUCUCCAAUUUCGAAGGACGUUACGGAAGCUUUUCUAUUGGUCGUAAUGGACCUUGUAGCUACUGUGAAAUUUAUUAAGAUCGUCAACGGAGUUUUGCAUGUCCGUCUGUACAAUACGGCUGACGGGAAGGAUUUGGCUGAAAAGAUAGGUCUUCCUGUAAAACCGAUUGAAUUGGAGGUUUACGUCGCCUAUUGUAUUUCACCAGACAAUUUUUGGAUCCAACGGAAAGAAGAUGAGAGCAAGGUGACUGAAAUUCAAGAUCAACUGUAUCGAGAACUGGAAGGGGCGAACGCGGGCUCAUACCGAAUGCAAGGACAGCCAAUUCCUGGGCAAAUUUACGCCGUAAACCAUCCCGUGUAUCACACCUGGUACAGAGCUCAAGUGGAGUUUCUCGAUGGCCAUUCGGGAAUGGCUGAAGUUCGGUUUAUCGAUUAUGGAGACCGCCAUAAAGUUUCCUUGUCCGAUUUCCGCCAUUUGCCUAGCAGCCUGAAAGAUUUCCCUACGAUGGCCGUUGAAUCUUCUUUGAAUUGUCAAUCAAGACCGAAACACUGGCCUGAACAGGCUUUAAAAUAUUUUAACUCUAUUUGCUCUCCAGAAGUAGUGUUUCGUGUGAAAUUCGGGGCUAAAAAUGGCAGCGUCCAGCAAAUUGAUUGCAUGGAAACUCCGACAGAGAACGUAAUCGAAACGCUGAACUCAAAAAUCAAACAAUUCCUAUUGGAAGACGCUGGAAGAGUUCUAGAGGCGCUGGACUCGGUUUCUAAAUCCUAUAAGGAAAUUGAAUCACAUCCAGUGAUUCGUCCGAGUGCGGAGUUGAUCAGUGAACUACAUUGCGUUCCGGGACAAUCGAUUUCUUCCAAGGCCGUUGCCGUUUGCUUGACGUCACCCUCUGCUGUUUGGCUUCACUUAGAUCCGUCAUCGGCUAACACACUAAUGGAAUCUAUUCAAAAACACGUCAGAAGUACGGAAUUCUCCAAAACCAAACCAGUUGAGCCACUCGUCGGACUUUCUUGUCUUGCUUUGUUUCCCGAAGAUCAGCGUUGGUACCGGGCUGUAAUUGAAAGUGUGGAUCGAAAUUUGGCCACCGUUAAUUAUGUCGACUAUGGAAAUUCUUCUACGAUAGGUCUGGAUCUACUCCGACCUCUGCCAUCAUCCCUAGUGGCACAGCCUGCGUUGGCGUUGAAGUGUGCCCUGGAUGGAGUUGAUAGAUGUCCCAACGGAUUGCCAAACACCAGCAAAUGCCAGUCUGCCAUCUUUGAUCAAACAAUGCUCGUUACCUUUAUUGAGAAAACGGAGAAACACAUUUAUGUAAGAUUACGAGAUACAGCCGGAAACGACCUAAACGAGAAACUCGGUCUACCUGCCUCAGUCACUGCAACGACGAAUGUUAGACUGGGCAAUGAGGCGAGCAAUGCAACUUCUCUCCAGUCGCACAAUGGAGUGAUUUCGGGUGCAGUAGAUGUCAGAGUGUCUUACGUCAAGUCAGCUGGAAUGUUUUGGAUCCAAUACGAGAGCAACAUAGAAGAAAUUGAACAAAUCAGGGAUAACCUUCGACCGCUAGACGCUAAUGAUGCCCCCAAUGUUCCACCCAUCAGCGUAAAAGAAAAUGUCCUUUACGCAGUUAUGCAUCCGGAAUAUAACCGUUUCUUCCGCGCUCGAGCCAAUCAAGUAAAUGGCGACAUGGUUGAAGCAUUUUUCUUGGAUAUUGGUUAUACAGACUGGGUCCCACUGUCCAGCGUCCGUCCAUGUCCUGCAAUUUUGAAGUACAUUCCACCGAUGGCAAGUGAAUGUACGUUCCGGACUCCUGUCUAUCCGGAUCAGUAUUGCGAAGAAAUACAGAAGGCUUUUAGUGGCGCAACAGAAGGUGUCGUUUGCCAGGCUGUUUUCAGCGGCCCACAGCCGGCCCAAGGCGUUCAGUGCAUCGAAUCGCUAUUUGCUAAAGGUGUAAACGUGGGCAAUCUCCUUUAUAAUUUGAUUUCAUCAUCCGCCCCUCAAUCAGGAACUGCAGGCGGGUUUCGCAAUUUCCCAUUGUUUCCCAGCAAACAGCAAAGAGGGCUGUGAAAAAGUAAAUGAAAAAUUUAAGAAGUUUUAUGUUCGUUUUGUAAUGUAAAAGAUGUGAUGUUUAUUCUCAUUGUGAUUCCUUUUUUGAACUUCUUUCAUUCCAAUUCUGUGUUGAAUCUAGAUCUUUUAAAUACAUUUUCGUUUUUGAAGCGUU